Molecule: messenger RNA, 2255 nt
Organism: Bradysia coprophila
Lineage: Eukaryota; Metazoa; Arthropoda; Insecta; Diptera; Sciaridae
Gene: rush
Product: pleckstrin homology and FYVE domain containing family member rush hour
Biological process (GO): endosome to lysosome transport; endosome organization
Cellular component (GO): early endosome
Molecular function (GO): metal ion binding; phosphatidylinositol binding
Source: RefSeq, a predicted model, not a curated record
CUUCACUCUGGUUCGCAUACACAGAGAGAGAGCAUAUUUUAGUUUUUUUUUAGUGUUGUAUAUGGCAUCGACAGUGAAAUUUACAAAAUAAUAAUUUAAGUUUAUGAUUUUUCUUUUAUUUCGUGAAAAAUGGUAGAUCGACUUGUGAACAGUGAAGCAAAUGCCCGUCGUAUAACAAUGGUUGAAAACUGCUUCGGCAGUUCAGGACAGCCAUUAGGAAUUCCCGGUCGUGUAUUAGUCGGCGAAGGUGUGCUAACAAAAAUGUGCCGCAAGCGAUCGAAACCCCGGCAAUUUUUCUUGUUCAAUGAUAUCUUAGUGUACGGGAAUAUAGUUAUCAGUAAGAAGAAGUACAACAAACAGCAUCUGAUACCACUCGAAGAGGUCCAAUUACAAGGUCUUGAAGAUAAUGGACAAUACCGAAACGGAUGGCUCAUACGAACAACAACGAAAUCAUUUGCGGUUUACGCUGCGACAAGUACAGAGAAGCAGGAAUGGAUGGCACACAUAAACAAGUGCAUAGAGGAUUUACUGCGAAAAAGCGGGAAGAAACCAGUUGAAAAACAUGCAGCCGUUUGGGUACCGGACAAUGAGGCUAACGUUUGUAUGCAUUGCAAGAAGACACAAUUUACGAUGAUCGUGAGAAGACAUCAUUGUCGGAAUUGUGGUGCGGUUGUUUGCGGUCCGUGUUCAUCAAAGAAAUAUUUGCUGCCUCAACAGAGUUCGAAACCAGUUCGCGUUUGUUUAGAUUGUUACGAUUCGUUGAGUCAAACCAAAACGGAACAGACUAAAUCGAAUGUCGGCAACGCUAAAUCGAAUAACAACACAUCAACAAUGGAUAGUUCUGCCGAGGAUUCGGACGAUGAAGAUGCUAACGAUGAGGCGAAGGAAACUCAUGACGAAAGUUUUAAGAGUCACUUCAGGUCGAUUUCGACGACCAUUUAGCGCACGUUUAUCCACCAAAAUUCUACGGAGAUGCCGAUAAAAACUAGAUUGUCCAUUGGUUGAGCCAGCAAUAGAAUUUUCGGAUAUUUAUGUGAGAGGAUAGAAUUUCACUUCUAUUGUGAUGAUGAUGAAGAGAAUAAUUUUUUUUUCUUUGUUCGUUUAGAAAAUUAAUUUUCUGUCGCGAGUAAUUUGUCCCGGAAUUACCACACAUUUUCUUUGGAUUUUCUUUUUGUUUCGAAAAAAAGUUUACAUUAAAAUUCAAUCAUAAUUUGUGCGGCGUGUAGCAACACGCGCUUCGAAUUAAUUUUAUUUUUUAAAUUUUAUUUUGAAUUUAAUUUCUAGCACGAUUUAUGGACUCGCUUCCAUAAUCGAAUUAAUUAUAUCGAUAGCGAUACUAACCCAAAUUAUAUGUUGUCACUAAAGCCAAACCAAACUAACAUCUGUGUUCGAAUACGAUCUUGUCUCCGUGAACAUUUCAUUCAUUGCCCAUGUCCAUUAUGUCAGUUCGACAUCAGUCCCUCAUUAAGGCCAAGCUUUGAAACAUUAUCAUGCACUAAGACAAAAACCAAAAAAAAAAAUCAUUUCAAAGGCGCUUGGAGGAGUCGCACAAAUAAAUUGUUUUUAAGCGAUCUAAGCGGAACUUAAGAAAAAAGAUUUUUUUGCUGUAUAAGGUAAUGUGGCAUUUUGGUGUAUGUUUAGCCUUAUAAGACGCUGACCUGCAUAUGAGCUGGUUGACCCAUCAAACUAAAUGAUAGUUGUUGCUUCGUUCUUCUGUAUAACCUUUCAGAAACGAUUAAUCAUCAAUAUUGACGACAAAAAUAAGCGAUAACUUGAGCUUAUUGCGGCCGCAAUUUCAAUGAUUUAGUGAUUUAGUGCUUACAAUUUCUGAAAGGUUAAUCAUCAGAGAAUGAUCAAAUUGACUUGACUCCGUUGUUAAGGAUAACGAAUACCACUUUGUCUCCUCUGAUUUGUGGGUAUACCCUUUGGAACAUUUCCUGCCGGAAUAUCGCUACCACACUGACACACGGAUGCAUAUCAAUUUUUGGUCCCUCGUAGAUGUGUGCGUAUAUAUAACGUUUUUUUUGGGGGUUUUAUUAUUAUUGGAAAAGAAAACAUUUUUCUUCUUUUGUUGAAUUACAAUAACGAAACUGUAAAAAUUUAUAAAUAUUUUUUAAAAGAAAAUUAAUAUUAAAAUUUAAGAUUUAUAUAAUUAUUAUGUAGGUAUAGUAGAAAAGAAGAAAAGAGAUACACAACACACAUACACAUACAGACACACGUAUAUAAAUAUAAAUAAAGAAAGAAAUAAAUAAAUA